Molecule: messenger RNA, 2969 nt
Organism: Monomorium pharaonis (pharaoh ant)
Lineage: Eukaryota; Metazoa; Arthropoda; Insecta; Hymenoptera; Formicidae
Gene: Mettl3
Product: N6-adenosine-methyltransferase subunit METTL3
Exons: 4
Coding region: 937-2583 (548 amino acids)
Cellular component (GO): RNA N6-methyladenosine methyltransferase complex; nucleus
Molecular function (GO): mRNA (2'-O-methyladenosine-N6-)-methyltransferase activity; mRNA m(6)A methyltransferase activity
Source: RefSeq, a predicted model, not a curated record
UUUCUGUUCCUAUUACCUCUGUUGCCUGGCAUUGUGCGUUUAGGCCUUUAUACCCACUCUGAAUAAAUCAUUUAUUAACCACUAGAUGGACAGUUACGAUACUUUUGAAAUACACUUUAAUAUAUUUCUCACAAGUACUGUUCGUUUAUUCUUUACUAUAUAUAUAGGUAUCGAGAGUUUUGAACUUGUACUGAUGGUAUAUAUUAGUACAUAUAAACAUGAGAGCAUAAAUGGGGGUGAUAGAGCCCUUCGGGGCUUCUCACUCUUCCUUUCAGAGAAUAAAGGUCGCUCUCCAUUUUUUUUUAUAUCAAACAUUUAUAAAAUUAGUUUUUCAGAAGAAAUAUAAAAAUUAAGUAAAUAUAAAUUAUUUUAUAAUAAUUAUAUAGGCUUUUAGACGCCGGCAACCGCCUCGGAGUCAAAACGUUAAAUGGGGAAAGAGGCAGAGAAGAAAGAAACGCUCAGCCGCGAACGUAGCCGAGUGCGCACAGCGCAACGGCUCACGCCGAUCCCAGCCGAGCACGCGCGCCUCACGGAUAAACGAAAUGCGAUGUGUGCGUGAGCGUGCCCGGGCUUGAAAUCGCACCACAGAAUCCACAGAUCACACUCAUCAGCUCAUCACAGUGCCUUCUCACGCGUGUGACAAAGAAACAAAGCUCCCUCAAGGCGGCUCAAGGGAGUAAACGUUGCCAAAUGUUGCAUUGCCACGUUUUGACAUAUUCUCUUGCUAAUAACUGUGAACACUUAAAUGCAGUCAAUGCAAUAGAAAUAACCUCGAUAUUGAUGGAUUCUAUCCGUUAAAGUGUCAUAUAUUUCAUUUCCAAUAAAAUAAAAAUUAAAUUAACCGAUAGGUUAGAGGCGAAGCUGUGUACUGCUGUCUAAUCCGCAGCUGCUUUAUUUGCAUAAAAAAAAUGUUUUUGUGCACAAUCCACUCAAAUCAUGUCUGAUGCCUUUGAGGAAAUACAAGCGAUCAAGAUAAAGAGGAACAGCUAUCGCGAAAAAUUACAGAAAAGAAAACGCGAGAGGCAUGAAUUGUACACGCUCACUUCUACGCCGGUUUCAUCCACCUUGACAGCGGAGUCGACGUGUCCUGAUUCUAAUGCAUCUUCACGCUCGGAUCACAGCGAAUAUGAAAGAGAUGUACUUUGCAUCUUGCACGAGUCCUUGCCUAAUCUACCAAUAACAUCCGCAGACUUGAUAGACCAACUACGUAAAAAUCUCAAUGCUGAUGUAUCUUCUUCGGAUAUUCACAAGAUUCUGGAGAAGCUGGCUACACAAGAUAUAGUUAAAAUCAAAGAAGUUACGGAGAAUGGAGUAUUUGGGUAUACAGUGUUGUCGGUAACAGAAUCCCAAUCAUCAUGUCAGUCUCAGUCUGAUGAUACAGAAAAUGCUGAAAGCAUAGAAAUGUCUAUGUCCGAAUUGAAUGAUCAUGUGCCUCUAGAGAAGCAGGCAAAAGUGGAUAAGAAGAGCACUGAGGACAUCAUGUCCUUGAUUUCAAUGCCAACUAUUAGAGAGAAGGAGAGUAAAAAAGUUGGCGAACAGAUCUUGGAUCUGCUAUCCAAACAGACUUCCAAGGAAAAAUCGUUGGCAGAACGAUUUCGUUCUCAGGGAGGCGCUCAAGUCAUGGAGUUCUGUCCGCAUGGCACAAAAGUAGACUGUAUGAAGUUGAACGGUGGUCCAGGAUUUGCAGAAAAGUGUAAAAAGUUACACUUUAAGAAGAUCAUACAGAGUCACACAGAUGAAUCACUGGGAGAUUGUAGUUUUCUCAAUACCUGCUUUCACAUGGAUACAUGCAAAUAUGUUCACUAUGAAGUAGAUGGUCCCACAGCUCAACCAAAGGAAAUCAAUGACUCUGAUAGUCCAAGCAAUACUGCCUCCAACAAGACAUUGAACUUGGAUAGUAAAAAUGGUAGCAGUAGUACUGGCAACGUGGGUAGUGAAUUGACUCUAUAUCCGCCACAGUGGAUUCAAUGUGAUUUGCGUUACCUUGACAUGACUGUUCUUGGCAAAUUUGCUGUGAUCAUGGCUGAUCCGCCAUGGGACAUCCACAUGGAGUUGCCUUACGGCACCAUGUCGGACGAUGAGAUGAGACAAUUGGGAAUUCCGGCGCUACAGGAUGAAGGACUCUUGUUCCUUUGGGUAACUGGGAGAGCCAUGGAACUAGGAAGAGAGUGCCUGCAGUUGUGGGGCUAUGAGAGAGUCGAUGAAAUCAUUUGGGUGAAGACUAAUCAGUUGCAAAGGAUAAUACGGACUGGUAGGACAGGCCAUUGGCUGAAUCAUGGCAAAGAACACUGUCUGGUCGGCAUGAAAGGCAAUCCUCGUAUCAAUCGAGGAUUGGACAGCGAUGUAAUUGUCGCAGAGGUUCGCGCUACUAGCCAUAAACCUGACGAGAUCUACGGAAUUAUCGAGCGUAUGAGUCCCGGCACAAGGAAAAUCGAAUUGUUUGGUCGACCGCACAAUGUACAACCCAAUUGGAUUACCCUAGGCAACCAAGUGGACGGUGUUCAUUUGAUUGAUCCGCAACUUAUUAAAGCUUUCAAAAAACGUUAUCCCGAUGGAAACUCGAUGAAGCCUACCAAGUCAUAAAAGAUUAUCCUCAAUCAAUAAAAAGUUGAAUAGAAAGAAUAAUACAAUCCAAUUUCUGAAGAAUUUAAAAAAUAAAAUCUUAAUGUUGAAAAAAUGUAUACCAAGCUUUUUUUUAAAUGGUUUAUCUUGUUUACAAUGUAUUGAAUUCAUUAACAGAAUAACUUUCAGACGUCAUCGUUACAUUCUCGAGUAAAUAUUUAUUUGCUAAUAUUUUUCUUUUAGAAUUUUUUUUAUAAGUUGUAAUUAUAAUUUCUUUAGAUAUAUGUAUAUUUAAAAUCUUUCUAGAUAACGAUUGUCGAUAAUAAAUUGAGGCCAUUUUAUUUUUAUUAGUUUAUUGCAGAAAUGUAUAUAAAUUUCAUUUACCAUAUAAAUAUAUGCUAAUAUAA